ACACACAGUCGAUUCGCCCAUUUGAGGAACUCAUUGAACGCACAACAGUCAUGUCUCGCAAGUCAGGAAGAAAGAAGCGUUACAGUGGGGGUGGAAAGGCAUCGGUGAGGUCGCGGGGCUCGAUGUCUCAAAAUGAUAACCGGUGUGAUAGCAAAACAUGCGAUGCGAUACUGGUCGCAAGAUCCCAAGGUGAGAGCGAGGACGAAAUGAAGAGGGGCGCUAAAGAUGCACUUGGACAAGCACUGCAAGAGGAGGAACUUCACCUUAAGGAAAUGAGGGGUGAGUUUUUCGUUCCUAAUGACCGCGGUCUCGGCCUUGCCGGUUUACCAGCGCUCCUCCGGGCAGUUGAAGAGAGGUUCAUUUCCGUGCAAGAGGAGAUCGUCACAAUGCGCAGAGAGAUGGUUUCCCGAGAACAGACAUUCACCAAUGAGAUUACGGAACUGAGGGUUCUAUCGCACGGCUACCUCCUAGUCCGAGAUCGGUUCAUCGCCACCUUUAGGAGGGACAAACUCAAUCGUCGUAAUCGCCGAGACACCAAAGUCAUUGCGAAAGGAAACAUAACUGCACAUGGCGGCGAUGCCACCGUUGAUGCCACGCUCUAUAGCAUCCCAGGAGGACCGGUUAGGAGACAGGAUGCAGGCACCUUUGUGCAGCUUUAUGGGUUGCACCCUCAUCUUGUAUCUGAAAUUAGUGAGUAAUAUCCACUAUUCUAAUAAAUCCUUUGCCUAACACGCUCAGAACACCAACCGACGAUUGCGGUCCUCAACACUCAUGCCGGGGUAAUUGCAUCAGGGCUCAAAAAGGGCAGUCCAGAAUUCUAUAACUCAUUUAACCGGUUCAUCACAAGCCUGAAAUUUUCAGAAUAUGACCAAAGGUAUUUGGAUAAUGGAGAACAUCCAGAUUUGACCUCCGCAUACUGGGCAUUUGUAAAAUGUCCUAAAUAUGAUGAUGAUAAAGUUCCUGCAGUUGUGGGUUGAGUAUGUUAGUAUGCGUUUGUACUUGGAUCGCUGUAGGUUGUUUGCAUGGAACAGGUUAAGGUAAAACUUGUGAGGAUAGAGGGGCUGAGGUAAUGGGAAUUUGUUUGAAGGUUAUCUGGUGUAGCUCAAUGUUUACUGUAAGGUAAAAACAGCAACUACAGUCUGUGAUGACGGACCCAAUCCCAAUUCUACCCUCAGGGUGAAAGAUGCAAAUUAUUUCUGUGCCCUACUGUAGUUUACAGACAUCAAAGAUAUUGCAGGACGCUUUUCGGCCUGGAGUAAAAUUGCCUCUCCCAACCUCCCCAGGAGGCCGACGCAGCAAAGAGAUGGGAAAUCCUCUGCAAUCUUUCAAUACCCAUAA
Tuber aestivum (summer truffle) is the source of this 1338-nucleotide messenger RNA. NCBI's taxonomy places the organism in Eukaryota, Fungi, Ascomycota, Pezizomycetes, Pezizales, Tuberaceae. The record is from the annotation of a GenBank genome assembly.